CAUAGAGUAGUGAAGGUUGCAAAAUCUUCCUACCUUAUCGCAGUGCUGGUGUUCAUCUUUGUUUUGAUCUGAUAGCAACUGUUAAAUAUGGGAUGUCAAAUGUUAUAUUGUACCGGGUCAAUAAUGAUUGGGCUUAAGAAACGAGCCCAAACUGUAAAAGGAGGGAAAUAUUCAAAAUCUAGUCCAGCCUAAAAGAGUUUCUUCUUAACUAAUGUUCUUUUGAAUUCUUAAUAGCAUGGUUAUAAUAAUGGUGACAAGGAUGAACAGUGAACACACAAAAAUUGUAGCCUCUUCCUCAUGAGAUUAUCAGCAGAUGUAGAUGCAGCAUCCAAUUUAUACAGAUGCUAGCUAUUAAGAUUUUGUAAAAAAAAAUAGUUGUAUGUUGAACUAUGACAGUGUAUAUAAGUCGAUUGAGGUUUCUUUUGUGUUCUUUGCUUUCCAUCAAUUUUAAAAUACGUUUAAGGCAAGUAUCACUUUACUACUCCGUAUUUUCCUGGCAAAAGGAUCAUUAAGUUUUUAAUUAAUUAAUUUUUCAAUUAGUUUUAAUCUCUUUUUUUUGUAACUGUUUUAUCUUUUUCUUAGUAACUCUACUCUAUCACAAACAUAUAUUUCUUUUGUUUUCAUAGAUUUAUCUGUGUAUUUAAACAUAUGGAUAAUUUGAUGUAAAAAAGCAAUGUGGAUAAAUGAUGUAAUUAACUGAGUAAACUUAUAUCCAGUCCUUAUUGUUCGCUAUUAUCUUCUCCUUGAUAAUCAAAAUAUUCAAAGAAAAUGUUUUAAAUACUGAUUUGUCCCUAAUGUUUAUCUAAAACAAUCUAAGUCGACCAAAAAAACCGGUGAAAAAAUAUUCUGUGAAAAUCAUAGUUUAUCCAAAACCCUCUCAACUCAUCUAUAAAAGAAACACAACUCUCCAUCGACUUAAAGUACUAAAACCUGUAGGGUAUACACAUAACAAUUAGAUACAAAGAGCUAGAUAGAUAUAACAAUGGCGGUGGGUGUGAUGGAUAUCGAAGGAGGUGGUGCUUCCUUACCUGGAAAGACGACUUUUCAAGUCGUCAUGUGCAGUAUCAUUGCUGCUGUUGGUGGUCUCAUGUUUGGUUAUGACAUCGGAAUCUCAGGGGGUGUGACGAGUAUGGACACUUUUUUACUAGAUUUUUUCCCUCACGUGUACGAGAAGAAACACAGAGUGCACGAAAACAACUACUGCAAAUUCGAUGACCAGCUUUUGCAGUUAUUCACUUCUUCUCUCUAUUUAGCUGGUAUCUUCGCUAGUUUUGCCGCUUCCUUCUUAUGCAGAAGGUUCGGAAGAAAACCUAUAAUCAUGUCCGCCUCCAUCUUCUUCCUCCUCGGUGCUAUUCUCAACUACUUUGCCAGAGAUCUCGGCAUGUUGAUCGGUGGUCGUAUUCUCCUUGGCUUCGGUAUCGGUUUUGGUAAUCAGACCGUUCCAUUGUUCAUCUCGGAAAUUGCACCACCUAGAAUCAGGGGAGGACUAAACAUCGCGUUUCAGCUUCUCAUCACCAUUGGAAUCCUAGCAGCGAGUUUCGUGAACUACUUAACCUCCACGAUGAAAAACGGCUGGAGAUACUCUCUCGGUGGUGCGGCUGUUCCCGCCUUGAUCCUCUUGAUAGGAUCCUUCUUCAUCCACGAGACUCCAGCUAGCCUCAUCGAGCGCGGCAAAGACGAGGAAGGGAAGAAAGUCCUAAGGAAGAUCAGAGGCAUCGACAACAUCGAACUCGAGUUCAACGAGAUCAAACGCGCCACGGAGAUUUCAAACAAAGUGAAAACUCCUUUUAAAGAACUCUUCACAAAAAGCGAGAACAGACCGCCGCUUGUGUGCGGAACGCUGCUUCAGUUCUUCCAACAGUUUACUGGAAUCAAUGUGGUUAUGUUCUACGCUCCGGUCUUGUUUCAGACCAUGGGGAGUGGUAACAACGCUUCUCUGGUCUCUACCGUUGUAACCAACGGUGUGAACGCACUCGCCACCGUUUUCGCCGUCAUCAUGGUUGAUAGGCUGGGUAGAAAGUUCUUUUUGGUUGAAGGAGCAACUCAAAUGAUGGCUACACAGAUAACUAUUGGAGCCUUGCUCUUAAAAUACUUGCACCUAGUGGGCCCUAUUACAAGUCACGCCGUGCCACUUAUAGUACUGAUCCUCAUCUGUAUCUAUGUGUCUGGUUUCGCGUGGUCGUGGGGACCAUUGGGAUGGCUUAUUCCGUCUGAGAUCUAUCAACUUGAGGUGAGAACAAGUGGUUACUUCUGUGCAGUGGCGAUGAACAUGGUGUGCACUUUCGUUAUCGGACAGUUCUUCUUGUCGGCGCUAUGCCGAUUCAGAUCGGGCUUGUUCUUCUUCUUUGCGGUCAUGAACGUUAUCAUGGGACUGUUUGCAAUCUUCUUUCUCCCAGAGACGAGAGGUGUUCCUAUUGAGGACAUGGCCGAGCAGCGUUGGAAGAAGCAUUGGCACUGGAAGAAAUAUUUCAAGCAGAACUGAAUUUUUUUUUCUGUCUUGUUGCUCGUAGAAUUCUUAGAUUUGGAAUUUAGGCGGGUUGUUCGCAUCCUGUUCGAGAGUUUAUUAGUUAUAAAGACUUUUUUUUUCUUGCAAUUUAUAUAACUUGUGAAGUUUCUAAUUUUAGACACCUUUUCUUUUCUUUUAUUUUUAAAAUUUAUCAUUAGAAAAUGAUAAAUUUAUUUUUAAAAUUUAUCAUUUUCUUUUAAGCACUUAUUUUUUUUAUCAAAAUUUUGUUUUUAAUCAUUAUCCACGUAACUGAAGUUUUCGGGAAUUGAAUUGGUCAUCAAACAAAAAUAUUUUCCAGUUUCCAAAAUCAGCAUAUCUAAUAGAGUUUAUCCGUAAAAAUGAAAUAAAAUAACAAUAAAAAUAUUUCUUCCGUUCCAAAAAAAUAGUUUUUUUAAUAAAUGUAUAGUUUUCUGUAAUUUUCCAUUUUCAAUAACUUUUAACCAAUAGUAGUAAUUCAACAAAGUCAAUUAAUUUUUUUGAAAUUUACAAUUUUUUCAUAGAAAACACAAAAAAAAUAAUAUCUUUGUAUUUUUUUUCUAAAAAGUUUAUCU
Brassica napus (rape) is the source of this 3057-nucleotide messenger RNA. RefSeq names its product sugar transport protein 2. Gene Ontology annotation, molecular function: monosaccharide transmembrane transporter activity. Gene Ontology annotation, cellular component: membrane. The transcript is spliced from 4 exons. The record is from RefSeq and is a predicted model, not a curated record. Bases 983 to 2482 code for a protein of 499 amino acids. Gene Ontology annotation, biological process: monosaccharide transmembrane transport. Lineage: Eukaryota; Viridiplantae; Streptophyta; Magnoliopsida; Brassicales; Brassicaceae.